UAUUCUGCGGUCAGCCGGCAUUCUCUAACGAUUGUGACGGUGGGCAUGACCUGUUUGCCAAAGUCAAAGAGAACAGCCUGAUGGGGACUUUUAUUGCCACCCUCAGUUUCACUGCACACCCAUCAGCCAAUCACAUGCGCUUAAAACUUUCUGGAAAAGAUGCUGAUUGGUUUUAUCUGGAGGGAAGAACCAUUAGACUGAACUCAACAUUAACUAAGAUUAUUGAUAGAGAGAUACACGGCUCAGUUUUAACAGCAACUGUAAGGUGUUAUGAACACAAAGUCCUACAGGCUGAACACGGGAUCAUGGUAGAGGUUCUGAAUGAGAAUGACAACAAACCCGAGUUCCUACAAAGCUCAGUUCAUCCUCUGCUGCUCAGUGAGUUAACAGCGGUAAACUCUGUAGUGUUUACAGUCCAGGCCACAGAUGCUGAUGGAGACACACUCACAUACGUCAUUGAUGAAACAUCACAUGAUGCCAGGUAUUUCCGAGUGGACUUACCCAACAGUGGCAAAGUGAUUCUCAACAAGCCAUUGGACUACGAGAUCAAAACUCAGCUCCGACUGACUCUUUAUGCAGUGGAGACAAACACAGAUGAGCACUACAACACAACUGCAACAAUAAUCAUCAAUGUGACAGAUGGGGACGACCAAUACCCACAGUUCCAGCCUUGUACUCUUCUCUCAGCCAAUCACAACAACCGCAUAUGUGCCAAUUCUCUGUACACUGCCAACAUCACAGAGAAUGAGCAGGACAUUGUCUUGGAUUUCUGUCCGGGUCCGAUUCAAGCGGUGGGUGGUGAUGAGGGUCUCAGAAUGCCAGUAAAGUACACCAUCCUGUCAGGGGCAGAUAAUGGCAGAUUCAUCAUUGACAGUAAUUCUGGAGAGGUGAGGUUAACCAGACGUGUGGAGAACAGACUGCUGAUCCCGACACUGAGACUGCGUGUUGUGGCAGCUCAGACGGAUGACCCUCUGAAGUAUGCAGUAGCUACGGUUCUGGUGAGGGUCCUAGCAGAAAACAGGUUUCCACCACAGUUUAACCGUUCAACAUACCGAGGCUUUGUCAGCGCGAGCACAAGUCCUGCCUCACUCAUCAUGACAUACGGCAACAAAUUACUUAUCCUGGAGGCCACGGAUCAAGACUUCACUGACGGCUUCAAUCCCAGACUGCAGUAUUCUCUAAACUCCCAACACAACAGUUCUCGGCUCUUUUACAUUACACAAGAAGGACUGCUUAUCGCUAAAACCAGCUGGCUACACCCCGGCUACAAAUAUUUCCUAGAGGUUCUAGCCACUGACCUGGAAUCAGGAGACAUUGUUAAAGCUUCAUUGCAUGUGGAAGUUCUUCAGAAAGGCCAUCCAGUUCCACAGGGUCCUUUGGGGUCGGGGCAUGUGUAUAGCGGUGAGACAGUGGGCAGGGCAGAGGGCGUGGCAGGGGUGUGUCUGAUCCUGCUGGCCAUUACCUUAUUUACACUGGUGUGGUGCAUUCGGCUGAUCAGAGAGAAGCGGGAUCAUGUCAUUUGGACCAACGUGGCUGACAGCAGACACACUAACGUCUGUCUGAGAUGGUUCCGGAUGAUUAACCAGAGCCGACCGAUGACCCUAGUGGAGGAAACGCUCUCAUAUCACAACGAGGCGUUCAGCGAGUACGACUACUCCACCUCAAAUUUUUACGACAAAAAGGGCAUCUACACCAAAAUAGAGGAGCCACUGCCAUCAUCAUCUGUGAACUUACCAUCAGUUACCUUCAACAAAUCCUUACGGCAAUCAAGACGCAAUUAUCUGGCACUGCGGCCCAACGGGAGGCCCGCGAACAGGUUAACAAUAAAACUGUGACAUUUCAUGACUAUGUUGUGGUUCGGGAAUGCGACGAGGAGUGUGAAGGAAAUACAGAGACUAUGUUCACAACAGAGGCGG
Molecule: messenger RNA, 1916 nt
Organism: Sinocyclocheilus anshuiensis
Lineage: Eukaryota; Metazoa; Chordata; Actinopteri; Cypriniformes; Cyprinidae
Product: cadherin-related family member 5-like
Exons: 15
Coding region: 81-1835 (584 amino acids)
Biological process (GO): multicellular organism development; cell-cell junction assembly; homophilic cell-cell adhesion
Cellular component (GO): catenin complex; membrane; adherens junction
Molecular function (GO): cadherin binding; beta-catenin binding; calcium ion binding
Source: RefSeq, a predicted model, not a curated record